AUGCAGCCUGCAGUCGCAGAAUCUCAAGGAGUUAAAAAUGACGACGUCCCUGCAAACCCAAAAGAAGGAGAUUUCGAUCAAGAGCGGAGAGCAAGAGAAAACAUAAUCAUCCCUGGACUUCUCCAAACAUUCACCAUGAAUGAGUACGUACAAGUUUCCCAAACUAACCAAAGACAAAUAAAAUUUGUGCAGGUGGGGGAGGAGCUGCUCUCACUGUGGAAGAUCGGAUGGCCCAUAAUUGCCACAAGCAUUCUGAACCACUCAAGGUCACUUAUCUCCAUGCUCUUCCUAGGUCACCUGGGCAAGAUCGAGCUGGCCGGCGGCUCCCUGGCCCUCUCCUUCGGCAACGUGACCGGCCACUCCGUCAUGAAAGGGCUGUCCAUGGGAAUGGAGCCCAUCUGCUGCCAGGCCUACGGCGCCAAACGCCUCUCCGUCCUCAGCCAAACCUACCAGAAAACCAUUUGCCUCCUCUUCCUCGCCACCAUCCCCAUCGCCCUCCUCUGGCUCAACGUCGAACCCAUCUUUAAACUCCUCGGCCAAGACCAAGGCAUCACCAAAAUCGCCAAGGUCUUCAUGCUCUUCUCCAUCCCCGACCUCUUCGCCCAGGCCCACCUUCACCCCCUCCGCAUCUUCCUCCGUACCCAGAGCCUCACCAUGCCCAACACCGUCGCCGCCGUCUGCUCCUCCCUCCUCCACCUCCCCAUCACGUACUUCCUCGUCGUCUACCUAAAGCUGGGCGCCAAGGGCGUCGCCCUCGCCACCGCCUGGAACUCCGUCAACCUCAACCUGCUCUUGAUACUCUACGUGUCAAUCUCCAAAACGCCGCUCAAGCCGUGGGGCGGCGCCACCCUUCCCUCCGCCUUCCAGGGGUGGAAACCGCUACUGGCGCUGUCGCUGCCGAGCGCCGCCGCCGUGUGCCUCGAAUGGUGGUGGUACGAGAUAAUCAUGUUCCUCUGCGGCCUGCUCAGCAACUCCCAAGUGGGCGUGGCCACGAUGGGCAUCGUGAUUCAGACGACCGGGCUGAUAUACGUGUUCCCGUAUUCGCUCGGGUUGGGCCUGUCGACGCGGAUAGGCCAGCACUUGGGCUCGGGAGAGCCGGCCCGGGCCCAGUGGACGGCCAUAAUUGGGCUGGCGGUAGCGGUGGUAGUGGGCCUGAUGGCGUUUGCGUUUACGGUGGGGGUGAGGUCGGUGUGGGGGAAGCUGUACACGACGGACGGGCAGAUACUGGCGCUGACGUCGAGCGCGCUGCCGGUGCUGGGGCUGUGCGAGAUAAGCAACGCGCCGCAGACGGCGGCGUGCGGGGUGUUGACGGGGUCGGCCAGGCCUAACAUAGGGGCGAGGGUGAACUUCUGCGCGUUUUACCUGGUGGGGCUGCCGGUGGCGGUGGUGAUGGCGUUCAAGUUGAAGUUUGGGUUUCUGGGGCUAUUGUUUGGACUGGCGGCGGCGCAGGCGUCGUGCGUGGGGUUGAUGGUGUACGCGUUGGUAAGGACGGAUUGGAAGCACGAGGCGAAGAGGGCGGAGGAGCUGUCGCUGGCAACGUUGGACAAGGCGGAGGUGGAAGCCAACCUGGUUUCUCCGGCCUGAUCCAUCGAUUCACGGAUCGACCCAGAUGGACUGAAUCAUCGUCAAAGAUUUAAUUAGCUUGGGGGUUCGAUUGAUUGAUACGUAAAUGAGUGUAAAAUAUAUCCUUUUUAAUUUUUUGACAGAAAAAUUGAUUAAAUUGGAGAGGGCUGUUGAUUGAUGUUCUCAAAAUGGAAAUUAAUGACUCUGUAGACGGCUCAUUACGAGAUUUGUUAAUACAAAGUUCAGGAAGCAGGCGCUUUUCUUUCAGUUCAGAAA
Messenger RNA from Malania oleifera, 1839 nucleotides. Its product is annotated as protein DETOXIFICATION 53. Gene Ontology annotation, biological process: xenobiotic detoxification by transmembrane export across the plasma membrane. The transcript is spliced from 2 exons. Gene Ontology annotation, cellular component: membrane. The coding region runs from base 1 to 1584 and encodes 527 amino acids. NCBI's taxonomy places the organism in Eukaryota, Viridiplantae, Streptophyta, Magnoliopsida, Santalales, Ximeniaceae. Gene Ontology annotation, molecular function: antiporter activity; xenobiotic transmembrane transporter activity. The record is from RefSeq and is a predicted model, not a curated record.